AUGAGCUCCACAUCGCGCAUGAUCGAUGAACUGGCGGGUAUCUGUCGAAUCGUCGGAUACCCGUAUCAGAUGCUCAUCACCAAGCCUGUCCGUGGCCUGGGCACGGGGCUUCGUUUCGGUCGCUCCGAGCGGGGGGAAAUGGCGCUGCAGCGCGUGCGUUGCGUGGCAGAACGAGUGGCUGGCUCGAUCGCUAAGAGCAUCCCCAUUGGCUCGCUUCACCAAUCGUCGACCACCUGUGUCUGCAGUAUGAGCUCGUACACUCUUCUUCCGCCUAAUAGCUCGGCACUAAGCGACGCCGUGAUUGGAGCUGUCCUGCAGCGCUCGACCUGGAAUGCCCGUGACAGAACGUCUAAUCGCAUUGGGAACAGUGCCAUUGUUGUACAGCAGUCCAGACGUCAGACGCACCGCCACGAGCCAUACAAUAAACAAGUCAAGGGCGCCCAUGAGAGUCCCGCUAAGGUGUCAGUUGCGACGUCCCAGAAAACUGUGCUCUCGUCAUCAGUCGCCCAACUUAUCGGGCAAACUGAUUUAACUUCGGGGCGAAGACGAAUUUCAUGUCUUUCGUCCGAUCUAAAGACUGUACAGAGCAUUAUUGAAAGUAUCCAAGGGGCCGACCACUACAUCACAACGGAUUUACAACAGGCGAUAGUGACUGAAGCCUUGAAGAAGAAGAUCCGUCACCGAGAGCGCUGUCGUAUCAACCAGGCACGCUACCGACAGAGGCAGAUGCAAGUCGAAACUAGAAUUGAAGAUCAGAUCAACAAACUGAAAGCGGAGAUCAAAGACCUAGAAAGGAAGAGCACCGACACUGUUCUCCCUCCAUCAACUCCAACGAAUUGGGCGCUGGCGUCCGAGUAUUUUCGCUUGUUAAAUUGUUACAUGUCAUCACCUGGGACGCUGUACAAGAUGGCAUCCAAGUUUCUCAACGAUACGAUGGCCGCUGAUGUCAUUGAUGGUGCAACGUAUGGUCCUGAAGCGCAACUGGACAGCUGGCGAUUCUUCGCCUACUACUUUGACGAUGUUCGUGUGGAACUCAAGGGCCUGAAGACUCCAACUUCUGAUAUAUUGGUAGCUGGAACAAUCACCUCUGUAACCAUCACAGACAACACGCUUCGCCGCGCAUUCCCUCAUCUUAACAGCGAUGGUGUUGGUGGGGCUAAAGGUGGGGUGUGGUCCCCCGUAGCAGCUAAAAUGCUGAAUAAGAAGAUCUACAUGCAAGGGUCGGUAACGUUUGGCUGGGAUAGGGCCACAGAGAAAGUGACGAGCAUUUACGCGCAAGCAGACUUGGUGACACCACUGCUGAACCUGCUAGGUAGCUUAGAGGACGUGUCUUGUGCCUUCUACAAGGCACGAGUCACACCCGACUGUCGAUUUGUUAGAGGUUCUUAAAAAUAAUAAACAACAGUAGCAUUAUUUUUCGCACGGAGGUAGUAUUACGGAUUGUAUUGUAGCACAACCCGUAGUACUUCUGUCGUGCGGAAAUAAUGCACCUUGCCAAUCA
Phytophthora infestans T30-4 is the source of this 1501-nucleotide messenger RNA. RefSeq lists its product as uncharacterized. The record is from RefSeq and is a predicted model, not a curated record. NCBI's taxonomy places the organism in Eukaryota, Oomycota, Peronosporomycetes, Peronosporales, Peronosporaceae. The transcript has 5 exons. The coding region runs from base 1 to 1389 and encodes 462 amino acids.